AAGCUUUACUGAAGAGGCCACUCUUUGUUCUUUUCUGUUGUUCCUGCACACACUCCUCUUACUUUGUAUUGUUCCACCUCUUGCUCACUUUAUUUUAUAUCCAUUGCCUUUAUAAAGCAAUUGUUUUGCAGUUUGCUUUUCAUCUUCUGUUUUUAUUGUUCUCCCCUAUCCGCCUGUGUAAGACUAUCUGAAGCUUGCUGUCUCCCUGGCUUUGCUGGACAGCUCUCUGCCUCUCUUCAUUGCCCCUUCCUACUUCUUCCUCUCAGAAAGAUACAUCAGGAGGUUUCUCUCAUUCUGCCUGAAGCAGUUCUUUGCUGCGUUGUCUGCAGAGAUAAUGAAGCUGCUGGGGCAUAAGAUAGAGCUCUGGGCAGGCUUGCUGCUGCCAGACAUCAGCAUAUCUGGGAUGAGUGAGCUGCGCUUUCCAGAGGAGAAACCUCUUCUCAGAGGCCAAGACACAGAAAUGGAGUCUGCUGACACCUUUAUGUCUGCUGCGGAUACAGACUGGAAAGAACAUGACAUUGAAACCCCAUAUGGAAUGCUACAUGUGGUUAUUCGAGGGACUCCAAAGGGCAAUCGUCCUGCGAUUCUUACCUACCAUGACGUGGGGCUGAACCACAAACUUUGUUUCAACACCUUCUUUAACUAUGAGGAUAUGCAGGAGAUAACUAAGCACUUUGUGGUGUGCCAUGUGGAUGCACCAGGGCAGCAGGUGGGAGCAUCACAGUUUCCUCAGGGGUAUCAGUAUCCCACAAUGGAGCAACUGGCAGCCAUGCUACCAAGUGUCAUGCAGCACUUUGGGUUUCAAAGUAUAAUUGGAAUCGGUGUUGGAGCAGGAGCCUAUGUCUUUGCGAAAUUUGCUCUGAUUUUCCCAGAGUUGGUGGAAGGCAUGGUUCUGAUUAACAUUGAUCCCAAUGGAAAAGGGUGGAUCGAUUGGGCAGCCUCCAAGCUCUCUGGGCUCACCAGCUCCUUGCCAGAAACUGUGCUGUCUCACCUAUUUAGCCAGGAGGAGUUGAUGAAUAACACAGAACUUGUGCAAAACUACCGGCAGCAGAUCAGCAGCUGUGUGAACCAGAGCAAUUUGCAGCUAUUCUGGAACAUGUACAACAGUCGAAGAGAUCUGGAAAUGAGCCGUCCUGGAACUGUUCCAAAUGCUAAGACUUUGAGGGCACCAGUGAUGUUGGUGGUUGGCGAUAAUGCUCCAGCGGAAGACAGCGUGGUUGAAUGUAACUCAAAGCUGGACCCAACAAACACAACAUUCCUAAAGAUGGCUGAUUCUGGUGGCCUUCCACAGGUGACACAGCCUGGAAAACUGACUGAAGCAUUUAAAUAUUUCCUACAAGGCAUGGGAUACAUUGCUUCCCUGAAGGAUCGGAGACAGAGUGCCAGUGCAGGAGCAGUGCCCUCAGCAAGUAUGACCCGACUUGCUCGCUCCCGCACAGCUUCUCUCACCAGUGCCAGCUCUGUGGAUGGAGCCCGUCCUCGACCCUGCACCCAGUCUGAAAGCAGUGAUGGCAUUGGCCAAAUCAAUCACACAAUGGAGGUUUCCUGCUGAACUCCCGAGUACCAAUGCCCUUUUACCCUCUAAUCUCUCCUUUACACCAUUCAUUAUUCUUCUUUACUGGUAUUGCUUCCUGUUCCCCCCUUUAAACAGCGUCUGGCGUUUCUUGGGGAUCUUAUAAUCAGAAUGACAGCAAAUCAUCUUGCAUCUGGUCCAGUGCUUUUAGGGCUUUUUCCUGAGAUUGGAUGUAAGAGGCACCCCAAAAUGAAGAAAGGGAAUAAGAGGAAGUAGAAAUAUGGUUAAAUGUCAGACAAGCAUAUAAUAACAGUAAAAUGCACUAGGAGUCAACAAUGGAAUUUCUUUGGUGCUCUGCAAAUAGUUGAUAAGAGUUAAGUGGUGCUCCCAGCACAAAGAGUUACAAGCCAAGUGACUUUUUGUUCUGUGAUCUAAGAAAGGCCAAAGAGUUGCAUGUGUGAUUUGAUGAUGCAUGAAAGUAUUGAUCUAUUGGAUCAAAACUGACCAUAUGAAAAGCUGGGGAUUGUGCAGACCACUAUUUAAGUGACUUCUGUUACAAUCAAGGCCUUUUUAAAAAUUGUUAGUUUAUAUAGUAACUUCCAUUUCUGUAAGAGAAAGACAAGGUCUUCUCAAGAAAUUAAUAUGAUACAUUUUUGCCUCUUGGUGUGACAGUGCAGAGCAACCGUUCAACCUAUUCCUCAGGGAAAUCCUGCAGGGAGGAAUUAGCACCUAAAAUCCUUGAAUUGCAUAUUUGAGUGAAGGUGCAUAUGGAAUAGUUAAGAGCUAAUAUCUGCCUCCCUAUUGUAGGGUCAUGUUGUUAGCCUCUUUUUUUUUCUAGCUGAUGUAAACCAAACUUCAGCUCCAUUUUAAUGGCUGAGAGUGUAAAGUUAUGAACAGAGAGCAAAAUUACAUAACAGGAUUGAAAAUAAAGCAGAUGUUUUGGCAAUUUUAUAAACAUAAACCUUUGUGUGGGUCACCUGACAGGCUAGUGUUUAUAGCAAUUGAACUGGUUUAUUAAACUUUUGCUUCAAGGUGGUGAGUUUCUAUUUCCGUAGGCAGUUGUAUACAGCCAUAAUCUUACACUGUGUUGGGAUCAACAUCUGCAGUAGGCAAUAAUUUAAAGUGGUGGACUACAAAUUAAACUAUUAUGGCGUAAGGGGAUUGGAUAGCUAAUCUUCAAGUCACCAUGAGAUUCAUUAACAAUGGUCUAUGGAUCAUCUAAAGAAAUUGGAUACAACUGUAAACUGUAAGUUUUGGCUGGUAUAUGAUCUGUGGAUAUGCAGUUCUCCAGGAGGCUGGAUAAAGUAAUGGCCUACCUCAGGACUGGAUAAUAGUGAUCUUGAUGUUUGCUGGAAAUUAUGGAUAUAGAAGAGUUAAAACUUAGUUACAACUCAGGUUGUAGCAGUGACUUUCCUAUUAGUAUAGACUAUAGGACAGAAUAAGUUCUACAUGUCUGUGUGUAGGAAAUACACAAAACCUACUUUAUAGAUGUCUGCAACUGGAAAUGGUAAGAGAGGAAUGUUGCAGAUUAUUUAGUAGCAAAAGUAAAAGAAACCCAGGCUCCAACAAACAGGUGAGCAGUGACACCAGUAGAGGACUGUCCAUGCUUUCAGCAAUGCUCUGCACAGGCUAUGUGAUGCUAUGAGAUUCCUAUAGCAGACUAGCUCAUAUACACAAUGCACUUCUUGUCUCCAGCAUGCAAAGGAUUAAGCAAUGCUAGACAGGUCUGUAGCAAGGGGUUACCUAUUUUUUACAUCAUUUGAAUAUAUUUUAAAGCUGUGUCCUGUCUCCCCUGCAUCUUCAUCCUAGUGUCUCCUCCUCUUCCUCUUUCCAGAUCCCAACUUGUCAUAUGCGUGUUCUGCCAAACUAUAUAUAUAUAUUUCUAUAAAUACCUAUACAUAAUACAUGUAGGAAUCUUCCAUAAUCCAUCUUUACCUGUGGUUCCCAUUUAAUGUGUUCUGUAACUUUUUUUAAGGUGGAAUUUAAUGUAUCCUGGUUAAUAUUUACUGUAUCCUGUCUCUGUGCACAGUGAUUCUGUUAUACAUAUACAAUAUAUAAGAAUAUUCUUUGGUGUGUGCAUUGUGGUGGUUGAUGCUUCUAGUUGCAUUAAAGCCAUCAUUACAAAUACUCCUCCUUGAACUGUUGAGACAAGUACAUUCAUUUGUUGGGAAAUCUAAAUAAAACAUGUAAACCUGC
Xenopus laevis (African clawed frog) is the source of this 3709-nucleotide messenger RNA. RefSeq names its product NDRG family member 4 L homeolog (gene ndrg4.L). The record is from RefSeq and is a predicted model, not a curated record. Lineage: Eukaryota; Metazoa; Chordata; Amphibia; Anura; Pipidae. Gene Ontology annotation, cellular component: membrane; cytoplasm; cytosol. The coding region runs from base 335 to 1552 and encodes 405 amino acids. The transcript has 17 exons.